This is a messenger RNA of Phragmites australis (common reed), 3476 nucleotides long. RefSeq lists its product as uncharacterized. Lineage: Eukaryota; Viridiplantae; Streptophyta; Magnoliopsida; Poales; Poaceae. The record is from RefSeq and is a predicted model, not a curated record. Gene Ontology annotation, molecular function: serine-type endopeptidase activity. Gene Ontology annotation, biological process: proteolysis. The transcript has 12 exons. The coding region runs from base 90 to 2447 and encodes 785 amino acids.
CUCAGCCCACUCCCUCGCUAGCGGCUACCAAUACGGAACUACCCCUCCGCUGCGAACUGCGACAUCCAAACCAUCAAACCGGCGCGGCGAUGCUCCGCCGGCGCCCGCGCCUCCGCGCGUUCCUCCGCCUCUUCGCCACCUCCUCCUGCCGCCGCAGCUCACGCCUCCCCUCGCAGCCGCACCUCCCGGACCCCGCCGCUUUCCCGCUGCCGCCGGUGGCGAAGAAGGUCCCCUUCACCGUGUCGGCGCACGGGAGGUCGUGGAGCGACCCCUACCACUGGAUGCGCGACACCUCCGACCCCGAUCUCGCGGCGCUCCUCGCCGCAGAGAACGCCUACGCGGACGCCUUCGUCGGCGCGGCCCGCGGCGGCGGCCUCCGUGCGCGCCUCGCGGCCGAGAUGCGCGCGCGGCUGCCCCCGUCCGUCGCGUCCCCGCCUCAGCCUUGGGGCCCCUGGUUGUAUUACCAGUAUGUUCCAGAAGGAAAGGAAUACCCUGUUUUGUCCAGGAAGUUGAGGCCCUCUGGUGGUCUAGCAGGAGCUCUGCUUGAUUACCUUUCUGGUUCAGAGAAGGAGCAAGUGUUGCUUGACUGGAAUGAGGUUGCAGAAAGAAUUGGUUAUGUGCACAUUGGCAGUUGUCGGAUCUCUCCAGAUCAUAGGCUCCUUGCUUAUACAGUCGAUACAUCUGGGGGUGAACUAUUUUCCCUUGAAGUGAAAGAUCUUCAGUCUAAGCAUGUCAUUUUUAGUUCACCAGACAAGGGAAUAGUUAGUUUAGCAUGGGCUCGCAACAGUGAAAGUUUAUUUUACACUGUCUGUGACGAGACUCUACGUCCUAACCAGGUUUUCUGUAAGAAGUUGCAAUCAGACGAAGCGGGGUUUCUAGUUUUCACAGAGAAAGAUGUAAACUAUUGCGUGGAUAUCACAAGCACAAAAGAUUUUAAGUAUAUCACUGUCAAUUCUAACACAAGAACAUCAUCUGAGGUUUAUGUGAUGGAGUCUGAUAAUGUAAGAGAAGGGUUAUGGCCUAUAAGGAAACGUGCUGGGAAAGUGCAGUACUUUUUGGAGCAUCACAAUGGUUUUUUCUACAUCCUUACCAAUGCUCCCUUAAAAGAUACUGAACCAGCAACUGAAGGCUACUAUCUGGCCAGGAGUAGAGCUGAAAAGUCACUGGUGGAUAAAUGGCAGACCGUGGCGCACCCUGGGUCAGACUGCACCAUUCAGGAUAUGGAUAUUUUUCAUGAUAAUUUAGUCUUCUUUCUUCGAAAAAAUGGGGUUCCUCUGUUUUGCUCCAUCGAUAUGCCAAUUGAUGUUGACUUUCAGGAGCCAAAGGAACUUUGUGAUCUCGAUCCAUGGUUUUUCCCAGUACCAUCAAACUUAUGCAGCAUCGUUCCUGUAUCCAACAAUGAUUUCAUGUCAUCUACUUAUCGUCUGGUUGUUUCAUCGCCUGUGAUUCCAGACUUAACCGUGGACUAUGACAUGACAAAGAAGACAUUCAACAUCCUUCAUCAAGAGGAAGUGUCUAGCAUUUCUGCAAGUCUAGGCACUGUUGGUUUGCAAUCUAAUGUUUCAAGCAUCCAACAAAAUCUGCAGCUUGUUGAAAAUUCACAAAGUUGGAGUGAUCUUUCCGAGCUAUUUUCAUGUAAAAGGGUCGAAGUUAUUUCACAUGAUGGUGUUUCAAUACCUUUACUGAUCCUGUAUUCACGGGAAGCACACCAUCAUGGAGAAUCACCUGGGAUCUUAUAUGGCUAUGGAGCUUAUGGAGAAGAUUUGGAUAAAAGCUGGUGUUCUGAGAGGUUAAGUCUCCUCGCUCGAGGUUGGGUUCUUGCAUUUGCAGAUGUUAGGGGUGGAGGGGAUCUAUCAUGGCAUCUGGCAGGAACAAAAGCUAACAAGAUAAAUUCAAUUCAUGAUUUUGCUGCAUGUGGUAUGCAUCUCAUCAAGGAAGGAUUUGUUCACAAAAAUCGUCUUUGCGCUAUAGGCUGUAGUGCUGGUGGUCUGCUGGUGGGUGCAUCCAUUAAUAUGCUUCCAGAUUUAUUUUCUGCUGCAGUUCUCAAGGUCCCUUUUCUUGAUUUCUGCAACACAAUGUUGGAUCCUACUUUACCUCUCACUGUCUUGGACUACGAAGAAUUUGGUGACCCUAAUAUCCCAGCUGAAUUUGAUGCAAUAUGUAGUUAUUCUCCUUAUGAUAACUUAUCUCCUGGGGUAUGCUAUCCACCGGUCCUGGUGACCACAUCGUUUAAUGAUACAAGGGUAGGAGUUUGGGAAGCUGCUAAGUGGGUUGCAAAAGUGAGAGAUAUCACAUGCACGUCCUGUUCUCGGUCAGUUGUUCUCAGAACUAAUAUGCAAAGUGGUCAUUUUGGUGAGGGUGGGCGCUUCAUGCGUUGUGAUGAGACAGCCUACGAGUAUGCAUUUCUCAUGAAGGCUUUGGGGAUGGAUGGCAUAGCUAUGACAUAGUUAACUCACGCUCAAGGCUUUUCAAACAAUAGAGUUUAUGCGACUCAGAAAGCAAAAACUGAGAUCAUUAGCUUUUGUGAUCUGUAUCACAAUGGAUAAGAUUGCAUCCACAUAAUUAUUGAUUAAAGAGCCUCUAAUGGAAGGUGAUGCGCACUUGAAGUGUUCUGUUUGACUUUUCAUAGGCAAUUUGUGGGUUCCUGCAUUGUAGAUUAUCAGCUUGUGCUUUCAUGAUAGCACAGUUGGAUGCUGUCCAUUAAUAGGGCGAAGGACGAAGGGUUCUCCAUCAAUUAAGAAACCAAUCAUCAUAAAUUGUGAUCAAGUUGGCCUGUUGCUCUACCGUAGUAUGCGAUGCUGGCUGAAGAUCCUGACAGUGCUAGAUAUGGAGCUAUUGGGCAAAUAAAUUCUUGAGCAUGGAUGCUGGUUUUGACUUCUACUUCAUGUGCCAGGUUAGUGUAUGUUGCUUUCUUCUCUUUGGCUCAUCUGACGGAUCAUAUGUUCUUUUAUACUAUCCUUAAAUUAUGAUCAGUUUACAUGUCACAUGCUUAUGUACUUUUUCUUGUGUGUGAUCUUUUAAACCUACAUAUGUCAAGUGCAACAUUACAGAGUACACGAUGACUUCUUAAAAGUUAAAACGUAUUGAGCGCAGUUCUCUGAGCUUAUCCUAGUCCCCGUUUGUAUUAUACAUAUGUCCAUAUUGUCCAGUGCAACAAUACAAAGUAAAUGAUGACUAUCUGAAACGUACUGAGCACAUUUCUCUGCGAAAAUGCUAGUUUAAGAUUGCACUUUCCAUAGUGCUUCAAUUAUUUAGGCUUGUAAUGCACGGUGCUCGCACCAAUAAGUACCAGUUGGUGCACAUGGGUUCGUGAUAGAAACAACUGUCAUGCCUAGAAUAUUCUAUAGUUAGCAAGUCCCAAAGCUCCAAUUGCGCGAAGUUCAAUUUGUCCUUAUUUUUUUGAAACCAUAAUUUGUCCUUGUUUUGUCAAAUAUGAGUUACCCAGGAUUCUUCUGCACGGAUAUGCUUUUAACCUU